Molecule: messenger RNA, 3476 nt
Organism: Juglans regia (Persian walnut)
Lineage: Eukaryota; Viridiplantae; Streptophyta; Magnoliopsida; Fagales; Juglandaceae
Exons: 4
Coding region: 316-2637 (773 amino acids)
Source: RefSeq, a predicted model, not a curated record
CCAAAUAAAUUAUAUGAAUAAUAUGAUCACAUAGCUCGCUCUCGAAAUCAUUUCUUCUUCUUGUUGUAAAAGCAUUUCUUUUGAAAAUCGAAAAACAGAGGCCAUUGCCCCUUUUCGUUUCUUUUUCUUCGUUCUCCGUCGCUCUCCUCAAUCCAAGCUGGUCAGUCUUUCCUCUUCACACCUCCUUUCAUUUCCCUUCUCCUUUCCCUUCCCCUCUGGAGAUAUUCAAAUUGUAAUUAACGCAUCACUUUCUCUGAGUUACUGGUUCUCAGAAAGAGAUUGGAAUUGGAAAGAACAUCACGGCGUGAGAGAGAAAUGGGGUCAAAACUGGAAAUUGCAGUUCAAAUGAGAAAAAUCGUGAUCAUAUCAAGCAGAACAUGUUAUAGAUCAGUUUCCAAUCAUCCAUUCAUUUUGGGUAUCCUCUGUUUUGUGUUAUUUCUGUACAGAUCUUUUCCUUUUUUAUUUUCCCUUUUGGUCUCUGCAUCCCCUGUUUUGUUCUGCACUGCCGUUCUUCUUGGGACUCUUUUGAGUUUUGGGCAUCCAAACAUUGUACCCGAAAUCGAAAAAGAUGAUGAUAGGGUUAGCCACUCCCAUGAUGUCGCAUCUCUUAAGGCCAGGGUUUCGAGGGAUACCACUGUUGUUGUCGAUGAUGAGAGAGACGAUAGCUUUCUUGUAGAAAGAUAUACAGCAAAGGGAAGUGACAUAGUAGAGGAGGCUAUUGAGGGUCCUAGUUCCGCAGAGAAUAAAGUCGGGAAGGUUGAUACAUAUGAUGGUCUGGUUGAUUGCGUGGCAGUGAUUGCUCAUAGUUCCCGGGAAAUUCAGUUAGAGAAGGAUAUUGAAGGGGCUAGUUCGGUGGAAGAUAAAGUUGGGAAGGUUGGGAUAGAUGAUGGCCUGGUUGAUUAUAGGCCACUGAAUGAUCAUAGUUCCCGGGAAAUUCAGUUGGAGAGGCGAGUAACUGGGGAAGUCGGGGGAAAGUUUAUUAGUUUGGAAUUGGAAAAGAAGGGUGAAUUUCACGAGGAGAACUUAGGGACUGAAUGCGUGUUAAAUAAUGGGGAAUCUCUCCAGAAUCAAUGUUUUGUGGUUCACAAAGUGGGAGAUGAGAUUCUUGAAGUGGAAGAUAAUGUUAAGCGCCUGGGAGAGUUGGCCGAUGCUCAUAGUGGAGAUCACUUCGAUUUAUUUCCUAAUGAUGAUGAGGAUGGUGAUGAUGAGUCUUCGGACCAAGGGUCUGAUCUGGCAGAGAGUUCCUCGCCAGAUGCUUCAAUGGCCGACAUCUUUCCAAUCCUUGAGGAGCUUCACCCACUUCUGGAUCCAAUAGCUCCACAGCCUGCUCAUAUGUCCCAUGAUGAUGCGUCAGAUGGUGCUUCAGAACGCUCUUGUAAAACUAACGAUGCCAGUGUUGAGUCAGAUGAAGAAUCGGAAAUUCAUGGAGACGGAGAAGACGGCGUUGAUGAAAAUGAAGAUGACGAGGAAGAAGCACAGGGAGGCAAGGAGGAUGAAAGUAAAUCGGCAAUUAAGUGGACAGAGGAUGACCAAAAGAACCUCAUGGAUUUGGGGACUUCCGAGCUGGAGAGGAACCAGCGCCUGGAGAAUCUCAUUGCAAGGAGGAGAGCACGGAAAAACGUGAGAUUGAUGGCUGAGAAGAAUUUGAUAGACUUAGAUGGCACUGAUCUUUUCUUUAAUGUUCCACCCAUUUCAACGGCAAGACAUAAUCCUUUUGAUCUCCCUUAUGAUCCCUAUGAUCCACCUGGUUCGGCACCAUCUAUAUUGUUGCCAAUACGAAACCCUUUUGAUCUUACUUAUGACCCAAAUGAAGAAAAACCUGAUCUCAAGGGAGACAAUUUUCAGCAAGAGUUUACGACAUUUCAACAGAAAGAUGCAUUAUUCCGUAGGCAUGAAAGUUUCAGUAUUGGACCAUCUGGCCUAGGGGGUCCCAGGCAAGAGAGGCAUGCUAUUAGGUUCAGACCCUUUUUUGUGCCAGAACGCUUCACUUCAGAGGAGACAAGCUAUUCCUCAUUCGAGAGACAGUCAAGUGAAGUCAGUGAAUCAAAGUUGAGUUCUAUUCCUGAUACUGAAUCUGUGAGUUCUGCUGCUGAUCGAGAUGACAAGAAGCUCAAUGAACUAGAUCUUUGUCAAGAAACAAAACUCAUCUCCAGCAUAGACCAUGCUUCUGAUCAUGUAGAAUGUGGAAGUGGAUUCCAUGAAAAUAUUGAUUCUGUGGAGAUGGAACAAGUUGAGAGGAGGGAUGUUUGCCAUGAUGAGGUUGAGAUCACACUGGGGCAAGUGGGAAAUGAUACUGAGAUGGAUUCUGGGUUGUCCCCAACAGGAGGCGUGGCUAUUCCUCUGGAACUUAGCACUAGUGAAAUUCAUCCCGAAACACAACAUUUUAUUCAUGAUGAUGAGGUUGAGAUAACAUUGGGGCAAGUGGGAAAUCAAGCUGAAAUAGAUUCCGGAUUGUCUGAAACAGGAGGGGUGGCUAUUCCUCUGGAACUUAGUACUAGUGAAAUUCAUUUAAAAAUGGAACCUGUUGAAGACGAGUACAGCAGUAGAUCAAGUUUGUCAUCGUUAUCAGAAAUAGAUGGGAGAGUACUGUAUGCUACAAAAGAGGAAACGGUGAGUUAUGGAACCAAGAGGCAAUGACCUUGAAGAAUCUAAAAGUGCAAACCUACCUUCCCCUAAGGAGCCAGAUUCCCACUUUUUGAGUGGGGGGGUGGAUGAAAAUCAACAUGAACCUGUUUAUGAUUCAAGCCCCCCGGAAGGUGAAAAGAUCCUCUCCCUUCCCUCCAUUUCUUCUGACUUGCAAGUGGAGAUAUCCAAAAUGGGUUUGCCUCCAGUGUCUGUUGUGACUUCUAUUCCCAUUUCAGAUAAGGAAUCUGAAUUGUACAGUGAGAGAGAAGGGAAGGAUUCUUCUAAUUAUGAAGAAACUCAUGGAUCAUCCUCAGUGACACAUCCAGAUAAUGAAACGGAGCCAAGGUUGAGGGAAGUACAGGAGUCUAGUAAGGGUCAUGUUACACAGGUCAAGUCUUCAGGAGUUAACUUGGGUGAUCAAAAUGGAUCUGAAUAUGUGGUUGAACAUGUUUCAGUUAUUCCAAGGUCAUCUUAUACUGAUGUUGGAUCAGUUGAGGAAGGUUCUUCCGAGGGAAGAGAAAGCUAAGAAAGGCUAAGGCAUGUGUUUCAGAAGACAUCCCCACGAUAUGUAAAACUUCUUCAACGGCAUAAUGAGCAACGGCGAAUCUGACGGACAGGUUUUGGCUGAGAAAUUGUCGAAACACAACAAUUCGCAGCAGAUCAUUGAAUGUAUCCUGCAACGAAAUCUCAAUACUUAUAUCUGAUCAGUCGUAGUCAUAACAUGUUUCAUGGUUGAUUGCUUUUUGGUUUCCUGUGUGGAAUUCGGUUAUAAAUUCACCAUGCAUAUUGAAUUCUUAUGUAAUUCCAAAAUUUGUUAGAGGAAGCAUGACAUGUUUCUUUUUUUUGUGGCA